ACUUCCUGGCCAGCCCCGGAAACCAGCAGGCGUUGGGGAGGGGCGGGGGGGAUAUAGCGGCAGCAGCAGCCCCAGCCCUCUGAGGGACAGCAGGAAGGAAGGGAGGGAGGGGGGGAAGCUGGGGGGACAACCCCCCAUCAUUCCUACCGCUAUGGGCCCAACCUCCCAUUCCCACCUCCCCUCCAUCGGCCGGGGCUAGGACACCCCCAAAUCCCGUCGCCCCCUUGGCACCGACACCCCGACAGAGACAGAGACAGCCAUCCGCCACCACCGCUGCCGCAGCCUGGCUGGGGAGGGGGCCGGCCCCCCAGGCUCCCUGCCCCAUUGAGGUGGCCAGAAUGGAGCUGUGGCCAGGGGCAUGGACACUGCUACUGCUGCUCUUCCUGCUGCUGCUCUUUGUGCUGCCCACUUUGUGGUUCUGCAGCCCCAGUGCCAAGUACUUCUUCAAGAUGGCCUUCUACAAUGGCUGGAUCCUCUUCCUGGCUGUGCUUGCCAUUCCUGUGUGUGCUGUGCGAGGACGAAACGUCGAGAACAUGAAGAUCUUGCGUCUAAUGCUGCUCCACAUCAAAUACCUGUAUGGGAUCCGAGUGGAGGUGCGAGGGGCUCACCACUUCCCUCCCUCGCAGCCAUAUGUUGUUGUCUCCAACCACCAGAGCUCCCUCGACCUGCUUGGGAUGAUGGAGGUACUGCCAGGCCGCUGUGUGCCCAUUGCCAAGCGUGAGCUACUGUGGGCCGGCUCUGCUGGGCUUGCCUGCUGGCUAGCAGGCGUCAUCUUCAUCGACCGGAAGCGUACGGGGGAUGCCAUCAGUGUCAUGUCUGAGGUUGCUCAGACCCUGCUCACCCAGGACGUAAGGGUCUGGGUUUUUCCUGAGGGAACAAGAAACCAUAACGGCUCCAUGCUGCCCUUCAAACGUGGCGCUUUCCAUCUUGCAGUGCAGGCCCAGGUUCCCAUUGUCCCCAUAGUCAUGUCCUCCUAUCAAGACUUCUACUGCAAGAAGGAACGCCGUUUCACCUCAGGGCAAUGUCAGGUGCGGGUGCUGCCCCCAGUGCCAACAGAAGGGCUGACACCAGAUGACGUCCCAGCUCUGGCUGACAGAGUCCGGCACUCCAUGCUCACCGUUUUCCGGGAAAUCUCCACUGAUGGCCGGGGUGGUGGUGACUAUCUGAAGAAGCCUGGGGGGGUGGGCGAAGCACGGCUCUGAACUCCCCUCCCAUCCAUCCCCAUCUUCCUUCCCACACCUACCAACCCAAUGGGCCCAAGCCCUCCAUCUUCAUUUCCCCUCUCCUCACUUAUUCUCCUCUUUGGAAUCUUCAAUUUCUGAAGUGAAUGUGGAUACAGCACCACCACUCCCUGCCCUUUCCCAACCCCACCCAUGGACUCUUGUGCCUCAGUGCAGUCUCUGCUCUGUCCCCCACCUCCUGCCAUCUUGCCUGUGGGACAGUUGCCUCCCCCUCAUCUCAAGUGGCUCAGCCUACACAAGGGUGGGGAACAUUCCAUCCCAUCCCCAAUAGACUCUUCCUUUGUGGUUUCUCCCUCUCCAUCCAACGUUGGCCAGUGGACUCAUCCAUUCUGUGGAACAAUUCUCCCCCUACCCCAAGUCCAUGGAUUCAAUGGACUCAUCUAUUUGGGAGGAGUACUUCUCACCCUGUGGCUGGAAGCUGAUAUCUGGAACACUCCUCCCAGGCUCAGCCUGGGGACUUUUCCUCAGCACUUUCACCUUCCCUUCCCGUGGAGCCUCCUGUCAGUGAGGGCUGGACUCUUCUAACUCAGAGAUCUCAUCCCUGCCCUUGCCCAGAUGCACAGGGUUGUGCACACUCCUGGAUUCCAGUUCAGUCUCCAUAUUUCUGCUUCUCCCUAUCCCCAUGGUACAGUUCUUCAGUGGUCUUGGCCCUGCCCAGCCCCCCUGCAGCCCUGCUGUACCAUUUAACCAGACACAGGGGAAGAGGCAGACAUCAGGUGCUGCACUCAACUUCUGCUUCCUGGGGAGUUGGGGCAAGGAACUGAACCCUGGCUGGAGGGGAUAAGAGGGCUUUUAAUUUAUUUCUUUUUCUGUUUGAGGCUUCCCCCUCUCUGAGCCAGUUUUCAUUUCUUCCUGGUGGCAUUAGCCACUCCCUGCCUCUCACUCCAGACCUGUUCCCACAACCGGGGAGGUAGGCUGGGAGCAAAGGAGAGGGUGGGACUGAGUUUUGCGUGGUUGGUUUUUAUUAAUUAUCUGGAUAACAGCAAGAAACAGAAAAUAAAGAGAGAGAGAGA
Molecule: messenger RNA, 2254 nt
Organism: Otolemur garnettii (small-eared galago)
Lineage: Eukaryota; Metazoa; Chordata; Mammalia; Primates; Galagidae
Gene: AGPAT1
Product: 1-acylglycerol-3-phosphate O-acyltransferase 1
Exons: 7
Coding region: 339-1202 (287 amino acids)
Biological process (GO): phosphatidic acid biosynthetic process
Cellular component (GO): endoplasmic reticulum; membrane
Molecular function (GO): 1-acylglycerol-3-phosphate O-acyltransferase activity
Source: RefSeq, a predicted model, not a curated record